AUGUCGCACGAACUGAAAGCGAUCACAAUAAAAAAAACCAAUAACAAAUUACCUUUGUUAUUAAACAAUAAAAUUGUAUUUAAAAAGGAUAUUUUACCGUUCAAAGGUCAUGUAAAGGUUUUCAAAACUGUUCAAUUUCAAGAGGACGUGUUGUACGAAUCGAAACCCGGGGAUUUUUUGUCCGGGGAUGCCCGUGAGAUAACUAUAGUGAAUAGAUUAAAUAAAAGUGACAAUUCUUCACGUACUAUAGCCAAGUGCAAGUCGCAUUCUGGUGAAGUGUAUGAAAAAACAUCGGAUAAUAUCACAAAAAUUAUCGGCCAGCGUAGUUAUGACACCCUGUUCAGUGCGUUGUGUUCAGUUAUAAAUCAGGAGUUAAGAAUACGUGGGAUAUACUCUCUUCUUACAGUUCCUAAGACGACAAAUACUUGCGGUUGUCAAGUUGACGAUAUAAAAGUUUUAUUAAAUAGUGCCACCGAAAAUUAUCAUAAAAAAAUGGAAGUGCAUUGUCAAACUGACGAAUCAUACUUAGAUACAUAUAAGAAGAAUACUUUAAGACGCAGAGCAAAGAGAAGUCAGUUAACACCAUAUGUUAUAAGAGAUGUACCGGAACAGAAGAAACCAAAAAGACUAAUAAUACCACCAAGCAAUUUCAGUACAAUAUUAAAGAACGUUGGCAGCAUGAAAAAAGAAUCUCAGAAGGAAGAAUUGCCAGACCUUGGGAACGGAACCUUAAUUGAUUGUGACUCGAACAACAGCAACCACAGUAACAGCAGUUUCUCAGCGUUAUCGGUUACAACAACACCAGAACUCCUCGAUAACCCCUACAGUAUGAUCAUGGCUAACGUUGAUAAAGUUACACAGGAACCCAACGGGAGCCAAAAACAAGAAAUGUAUACGCUCCAUGAUUUCGAUUCCGGAAAACUUAAUCAUAUUAACAAUAAAUGUCCACCUUUAAACAAAACAGUGCCCGUUACACCACUACAUCAACGGAUGAAUAUGGUAUUGCAACAAGGCUUGUAUGAUUACAACAACUGCCUGCAACAUGAUGAAAGUGGCCACCUGCCAAUCCACGCGGCUGUUUUGACAAACAACUUGGUUCUAUUAAAACGUCAAUGCCUGGUCCUGAAGAUGAAGGGAAUUUCAGUAGAUCUGCCAGCAGAUAACAUGACUCCCCUAAGAAUGUCACUGUACCAAGAAAACGUCCAAAUUACAUCACUGCUACUCCAGUACAACGCUGAUGUUCUUGACAGUGACGCUCAGGACAGGACGAACUUCCACAUAGCAGCUGAAAUGGCCACCGACCAUUUACAAGUACUCCUCAAUCAUUGCCGGCUUAAUGCCAGAAAAAUUCUAGAAGAAAGCGAAGUAUUAUGGAAACAGGAAUAUGCAAAAGAAUCAGAUAAAGAUUUAGCGAAAAUAUUGUUUAGGCAUAUCAAUGGGCUAUCUAACGAACAAGGGUAUACUCCUCUGAUGUUAGCCGCCAAAUUAGGGAUGUACGAGAAUGUGAAAAUUUUAGUUGAAACGGCCCCGGACAUGGUGAAUGUUAAGAUGCCCAGCAGUGGGAAUACCGCCCUGUAUCUAGCUGUGGGAGCAGCUUGUAUGGACUGCACAGAACGAGGCAACAAGGCGAAAGUGGUGGACCAUUUUAGAAAAACGAUAGAAAUCCUUGUGGAAAAUGGCGCUGACCCCAAUUCGAAGAACUUUGACGGCACCAACGUGAACGACCUUCUAACAGAAUACAACAUUGGAGAUCUGUCAAUGCUUAUAGCCAAUAAAAUGACCUGCAGGAAUUUUGGAACCAUAGGGGAUGGAAAACUACCCCUUGGAGCGAAACCGUUCGACUCCUUCAUGUUGGUCAAAGACGAGUCAGGGAAAGUCGAUAUUAAAAAAAUUGAAAAAUAUCGAAAAAGAACAAUCAAAAAUUCCAGGGUUGCCAAAAAAAGUCCUGCAGUUCAAAAAGUGGUUUGUAUCCCACCAUUGAACAGCCCGAAAUCACUUAUUAUUAAAUCUGAAAUUAUAAAAGGUGACAGCCCUACUCCUGACAGUAUAAGUCAUAAUAAUUCUAACGUGGACGUGGCAAAAGUUCAAAACUUUAGACUAAACAAACCCCUGAUUUUAAAGUCUGUUCCGUCGAAGAAUAAAAAGAAAUUGGAAAUAAGUAUUGAACAGAUUAAUAAGUCGAACACGAACGAUUAA
Molecule: messenger RNA, 2196 nt
Organism: Arctia plantaginis
Lineage: Eukaryota; Metazoa; Arthropoda; Insecta; Lepidoptera; Erebidae
Source: the annotation of a GenBank genome assembly